AUGAGACCGGACCACUGUCAACACGGCGAAGUGCGCGCUGGCAGACCAAACAUACUGAAACUCGGUGACAGCGGUCGGAGGCGAUCAGGAAACCUUAAAGCGGCUAUGCAACGUCGAACCGACGAAUUCUUCGGCUUACCGCACCAGUUUCCUCUGACCGACUUAGAGAACGUGCGCUGCAGCGAUCAUUAUGAAACGGUGGUCGAUUUGCCAGAUCCUGAUUCCUCUCAGCCUGACCCUGGUCAGUUGUGGACAGUGUCCAUCGGGCGUAGUCCAGUCAUGCGACUGUUCUGCCAUGGCCGACGAAAACACGGUCGUGGUGAAAUGCUCGAGAGCUGUGUCGCUAGAAGUGAGAUCUCUGACACUCCGGUUCCAUUUUUACCAGCCGAAGCAUUUGGAAACCUGACGAUCACGAAGCUAACGAUGAGCAGAAACGGCCUUAAAAACAUGGACCUAAUGGCGUUCGACUGUGUUUUGGUAAACACCCUGCUUGAACUCAAGCUUACGGAUAAUGAACUUUCCUCGUUGCCUUGCACUGGAGUACCCAGACUACGGAACCUCAGAAAACUCAGCUUGCGCAAUAACAGAAUAUGGCGACUGCCUACUUCGACUUUAAAUCUUUACGCCAUCUUGGAAAACCUGGUGUCGCUCGAUUUAUCCGGUAAUCUCGUUAGCUCAAUUCCAGGUACAACUGCGAUCAUGCCUAAACUAGAGGAGCUAAUCCUUGCUGGAAAUGAUCUGGUAGAGAUGCCGUACAGCUUUCUCAACAGCCAUCGGUCCACUCUGAAAACUCUCGACCUGGCUCACAAUCAGAUCAGUCAAAUUUUGGCACUCGGCAUCGAUCUUCCGCGACUGGACUCGCUCAACCUCAGCCACAAUCGAAUCGCCAAUUUCUCGGCAUACUCACUUGCUGGUGUCCCCAGCCUAAGCGAUUUGAAUCUAGAAGCGAACAGACUCUCUCAGUGGAACCACCAGUUUCUUUGUGCUGUACAAAUGCUACGGCAGCUGACGAUCGGCCGUAAUGCGAUUACCAGCGUUCCUGCAGAUGCUAUGCGCUGUCUGCCAAAUCUCCAAACUCUGGAUAUUAGUAAUGGCAACCUGGAUCGAAUUUACAGUAAUACUUUCCGACCAGCUGCGAAACUCCGAACAGUGUUACUGAACAACAACCAUCUUUCCAGAAUCGAACAAGAAACGUUUUCGGGCAUGGCUGAACUAUCCACUGUGCAACUGAGUGGCAACAAAUUGCAAACUGUGGAGGAAUUUGCGUUUUCUUCACUACCUUCACUGGUCACCCUCGAUCUGAGCAAUAACAAGUUGACUACCCUGAAAACCAGUGCAUUUUCGAACACGCUCCAAAGUUCAGUUGGCACUGUCAUCAGCCUGCAACUCUGUGAUAAUCCCUGGAUAUGCGAUGACGAGUUCGAGCCGUUUCGUCAGUGGUUACGGGACAACAUGGAAGUUAGCAUCAACAAGGCCGAGUGCCAACCGAUGUGUGAGCAGCCGGAAUUGCUACGAGACUGGCCAAUCCGAUUUCCCAAUCCACCUCCGGACCCUCAGCUUUAUAUACCAGAGCUUGCAAAACCAUCCAAACCAACAGAUUCGAACAUGGAAUGGGAUAACGUGGCUCAAGACGAUUUUGCCCAUCCUCCGCAAAACAGUUCAGCAGAAAUAAUAGGCAAUCGGCCGCCUUAUGUAUUGCGCAUUUUACUCAACAAAUUUCUCAAUGCGUCAAAAUACCCUCUGGAGAAGUGA
Messenger RNA from Soboliphyme baturini, 1752 nucleotides. Lineage: Eukaryota; Metazoa; Nematoda; Enoplea; Dioctophymatida; Soboliphymatidae. The record is from the annotation of a GenBank genome assembly.